UUUGUUUUGGUUAUUUGACACUUGAGAAAAACGCAACUCAGCAUCAGCAGUUGUUUCCGUACUUUUUUCCCGUGAGCGAAGUGUUAUCCAGACCGGAAUAGCCGAAAAGUGUCCGUACCAACAGUUACCGGCGUUUUAUAAACAAAACAAUAGUAUUACGCACAACGCUUCAAGUGGUACAACAUCCGCGCACUGGACAGCGAGGGCAGUUGGGCAACAUCAGCCUUAGCAGUAGCAACAGCAGGAGGAAUCGUUGGCGAACUUCAGCCAACACGGCCAAACGAUGGGCGUCGAGAGCUAUCUUCCCUGUGACCUUGUUCCGGUGGAGGAUUUAAAUGCGUCGCUAAACCAAACCGACCGUUAUGACACGCUGUGCGUAAUCGACGAUAACGGGCUACCGGCGGCCUUGGCGCGUGACAUCGAAAGUCAGAAACAGUUCGAUGCGGGUGUCGCGUCGGAGGCGAGCUGUUUCCGCUGCCAGCUCGAUUCCACCCCGGUUCGCGUUGUGUACAGCUGCGUCGGAGAGUUGUCCGAUUUUGACGAUGUGCGUCGGUACGCGGAAGCUGCCGGUUGUGCAUUGCGCCGGGCACUGAAAGCGGGCGCCAAGUAUCCCGUGCUGGUGCUGCCCGCCUCGACCGCACGCUUCCCCAAUGCGCCGCUCGUAGCUCUGCUUGGCGCUCUGCACGAGCUAUACGUUCCGCUACAGCUUCGCGAAGAUGUGCCAACCAGAAGUCAUCGUUUCCGCAAAAUUGGUGUGUACCAUCCGGCCAACGCGCAGCAAGGACUCGAUUUGCUGCGCUUAGUGCAGUCGCUGGAAGCUGGUCGGUUUGUGGCGCGGGACAUCGGUGGUGGCGAUCCGGAGCGUAUGGCACCGCCACGUGUGGCCGAGUAUGUGCUGCAAGCGUUCGGGCAGUCGGGCAGCCCGGUGAAGGUAACCGUGCUCGACGAUCCGCGUGUGUUCGAGCGCGAUUAUCCACUGUUCCAGGCGGUGAACCGUGCGGCCGGUACGGUCGAACGGCACCGGGGCCGGAUUAUCUUCCUCGAGUACAAGCCCCCGAAUCCGGCUCGCAAAACCGUCGUGCUGGUGGGUAAGGGUGUGACGUACGACACCGGUGGCGCUGACAUCAAGGCGGGCGGCGUGAUGGCGGGUAUGAGCCGUGACAAGUGCGGUGCAGCCGCUGUGGCCGGCUUCAUGAAGGUGGUCGAGCAACAGAAACCGGCCGACGUGCAUGCCAUCGGGGUGCUCUGCAUGGUGCGUAAUUCGGUCGGUGAGGAGUGCUACGUGUCGGACGAAAUGUUGACCUCGCGUGCGGGAGUGCGCGUCCGCGUCGGCAACACCGAUGCCGAGGGCCGCAUGGCUAUGGCGGAUGCACUGUGUCAGAUGAAGGAACGCGUGCUGAAGGAAGGGCUGCCCGAUCCUCACCUGUACACGAUCGCCACCCUUACCGGGCACGCAGUGCUGGCCGUCGGUAACAGUGCCAUCGUCAUGGACAAUGGUCCGGCCCGGGCGGCCGAUCAUGGGCUGAAGCUUCAACAGGCCGGCGAAACGGUGGGCGAUCCGUUCGAGAUAUCGGUGCUGCGACGGGAAGACUUUGAUUUCCACAAGGGCAAAUGUUACGGUGAGGACGUCCUGCAGGCGAACAAUCUUCCGUCCAGCCGGACGCCACGUGGACAUCAGGGACCAGCGGCAUUUUUGAUGCUUGCCAGUGGGCUAGACAAGUGCGGCCUGAACUCUUCGCAUCCGAUCAAGUAUUCUCAUCUCGACAUCGCGGGCAGUGCCGGUGACGUUCCGGACACGCCGACCGGAUCGCCUAUCCUUGCGCUGGCGAAGGCUCACCUCACCUGCUAGAGUGACGCUGCGGGAACCGAUCUGCAUUGAAUUUCUUUAACGGUUAUCAAAUAAAAGUAAGCAUUUACUAUGGUGAUGGAUUAUUUCACAUAAAAUA
This is a messenger RNA of Anopheles stephensi (Asian malaria mosquito), 1946 nucleotides long. RefSeq names its product putative aminopeptidase W07G4.4 (gene Dip-B). Lineage: Eukaryota; Metazoa; Arthropoda; Insecta; Diptera; Culicidae. Gene Ontology annotation, cellular component: cytoplasm. Gene Ontology annotation, biological process: proteolysis. The transcript is spliced from 4 exons. The record is from RefSeq and is a predicted model, not a curated record. Gene Ontology annotation, molecular function: manganese ion binding; metalloaminopeptidase activity. Bases 284 to 1849 code for a protein of 521 amino acids.